AUGCGAGCUCAGGUUUUAUACCCAACAUUAACAGCAUAUGGUCGUCACCAAUACUAUUGUGCGCCACGCAGCCUCGUCUCCUUAACCUUCACACCUCUCCACCACCGCCACGUUUCUCCUCCGUUUCUCAAUCUCAGUCUCUUCACCGCCUUCCGUUUUCCUUUCUUCCGCAUGGAGCAAUCUGGACCGACGACGACGGGGAAGAAGAAAUCAAUGGUGGAGAAUUUGAAGCGAUACGGUGUGAUCUCAUCGAAGAAAGUAGCUGAAGUCAUGGAAGCAUUAGACAGAGGUCUCUUCGUACCAGUCGGAUCUUCUUCAGCUUAUGAAGAUACUCCCAUUCCCAUAGGUUACAACGCCACAAUCUCCGCUCCGCACAUGCACGCCACGUGCUUGCAGCUCUUGGAAGAUAAGCUUAAGCCCGGGAUGCGAGCUUUAGACGUUGGCUCAGGAACCGGUUACUUAACCGGCUGUUUUGCUCUCAUGGUUGGAGCCGAAGGACGAGUCGUUGGCGUGGAUCAUAUACCUCAACUGGUUGAUAUGUCGAUCAAGAACAUUGAAAAGAGCGUUGCUGGUUCUUUGCUUAAGCAAGGAUCUCUCUCUUUACAUGUUGGUGAUGGAAGAAAAGGUUGGGGAGAGUUUGCGCCGUACGAUGCGAUACAUGUAGGAGCAGCGGCGUCGGAAGUCCCUCAGGCGCUUUUGGACCAGCUAAAACCCGGUGGUAGGAUGGUGAUUCCGGUAGGGACUUACUUUCAGGAGCUUAAGGUGAUUGAUAAAGGCGAUGAUGGUUCGGUUAAGGUGCGUACCGAAACCUCGGUUAGGUAUGUGCCUCUUACUAGCCGUGACGAACAGAUUGGAGGGUUUUGA
Messenger RNA from Microthlaspi erraticum, 864 nucleotides. The record is from the annotation of a GenBank genome assembly. NCBI's taxonomy places the organism in Eukaryota, Viridiplantae, Streptophyta, Magnoliopsida, Brassicales, Brassicaceae.